AUGGUUCGAGAGAAAGUAACAGUAUCUACUCGGACACUACAGUGGAAGUGUGUUGAAUCAAGAACAGACAGUAAACGCCUUUAUUAUGGACGCUUUAUUCUGUCUCCACUUAUGAAAGGCCAAGCCGACACAAUAGGCAUUGCGAUGCGAAGAGCUUUACUUGGAGAAAUAGAAGGAACAUGUAUCACACGUGUAAAAUCUGAGAAAGUCCCAUAUGAAUAUUCUACCAUAACGGGCAUUCAAGAAUCGGUACAUGAAAUUUUAAUGAAUUUGAAAGAAAUUGUAUUGAGAAGUAAUCUAUAUGGAACUUCUGACGCGUCUAUUUGUGUCAAGGGUCCUGGAUAUGUAACUGCUCAAGAUAUCAUCUUGCCGCCUUAUGUAGAAACCGUUGAUAAUACACAACAUAUAGCUAGUUUAACAGAACCAAUUGAUUUUUGUAUUGGAUUACAAAUAGAGAGAAAUCGUGGAUAUCUUAUAAAAACGCCACAUAACUUUCAAGAUGGAAGUUAUCCUAUAGAUGCUGUAUUCAUGCCUGUUCGAAACGCGAAUCAUAGUAUUCAUUCUUAUGGGAAUGGAAAUGAAAAACAAGAGAUACUUUUUAUCGAAAUAUGGACAAACGGAAGUUUAACUCCGAAAGAAGCACUUCAUGAAGCAUCCCAAAAUUUAAUUGAUUUAUUUAUUCCCUUUUUACAUAUGGAGGAAGACAAUUUAUAUUUACAGGACAAUCAACACACGGUUCCUUUAUCCCCUUUUACCUUUCAUGAUAAAUUGGCUAAACUCAUAAAAAAAAAAAAAAUAGCAUUGAAAUCAAUUUUUAUUGACCAAUCAGAAUUGCCUUCCAGGAUCUAUAAUUGCCUCAAAAUGUCCAAUAUAUAUACAUUAUUGGACCUUUUGAAUAACAGCCAAGAAGAUCUUAUGAAAAUUGAACAUUUUCGUAGCGAAGAUAUAAAACAGAUAUUGGGCACUUUAGAAAAAUAUUUCGUAAUUGAUUUAGCAAAAAAUAAGUUUUAAAUCUAUUGGACUUAUUUAGUCAAAAUAGAUUGAAAUCUUUAGCACAAUUAAUAUAUCAUAUAUUAUAUUAGAAA
Messenger RNA from Capsicum annuum, 1085 nucleotides. Its product is annotated as DNA-directed RNA polymerase subunit alpha-like. Gene Ontology annotation, molecular function: protein dimerization activity; DNA-directed RNA polymerase activity; DNA binding. Lineage: Eukaryota; Viridiplantae; Streptophyta; Magnoliopsida; Solanales; Solanaceae. Gene Ontology annotation, biological process: DNA-templated transcription. The record is from RefSeq and is a predicted model, not a curated record.